This is a messenger RNA of Entamoeba invadens IP1, 597 nucleotides long. RefSeq lists its product as hypothetical. Lineage: Eukaryota; Evosea; Mastigamoebida; Endamoebidae. The record is from RefSeq and is a predicted model, not a curated record. Bases 1 to 597 code for a protein of 198 amino acids. The transcript has 2 exons.
AUGGAAAAGGUAAAUCAAAUUUUUGACUAUGCUCAAACACAUUUCAAAGAGGAAUUCGAGCUUUUAAUGAAAACGAAAUACGGGCUAUUUUCUGAUGUAGCAGUCAUGAACCUUAGAUUCAAGAUCAAUGUCAACAACUUUAAGUGCACAUAUGUUUCUUUAAUACUAUUGAUAAUGGUUCUUUUUAUUUUAUUAAAACCAUUUUUGCUUGUAGUAUAUGGAGUAAUGACAAUCCCAGUGAUAGUCUAUUUCAUUGGGAAAAAUUACACCUCUUUUUCAAUUAAUUUGCCAAAGGAGUACCCUCCACUUCUUAUCGCACUUACUAUGGGCUACUUCUUUGCAAUGAUAACUUCAUACUUGAAUGAAUGUAUGCUUUUCUUUGUUAUCCCCAUGGUCAUAGGUGUAACAAUUAUUAGAGCACAUUCUUGUUUCGCUAUCACAGAUGCCGAGGCUGAAUAUCAUAACGAACACUGUGAGUGUACAUCAGCCGACCCAUCUGCAACACCAUGUCAUUGUUGUGAGAAAAAGAAAGAAGAAAACGCAGAAGAGAAAACGGAAGAGAAGACAGUCGAAACCAAAGAAGCAAAAACAGAAUAA